AUUGGCGGUGAUUGGCGCUACGCUCUGGCAGACACGAGGAGCGAUGAGGAACGAAUGAAUUUCAUCAUUCGUUUCGUUUUGUUAAGUCUUGCGCUCGCGAAUCUAAGGAAACCAUGGCAUCGAUUGCCUUACCCUCGAUGUUGAAAAUUAGUCGAAUCACGGUUGAAAAUGUAUAUCAGAAUGUGUACCAAAUUCGUAAGAAUGUGGCUUUAAGACAUUCCUACUUGAAUCCUGCCAUUUAUUGGCAACAACGAGGAUACGGUCAAGCAACGGAGCAGACGAGAGUAGAGAGCGGAGAGGCCCAGACUAUUGUCCCAGAUCUUAAAGAAAAUGAAAAGAAACUUAAGGCAGAGCUUGAACUGCUUAACAAGGACCUUGCUCAACUAAAAGAGCAAAAUGCGGAAAUUGAUGAUAAGUAUAAAAGGGCAUUGGCGGAUAGUGAAAAUCUUAGGGUCAGAUUGAGUAAACAGAUAGAAGAUGCAAAGAUUUUUGGGAUACAAAAUUUUUGUAAAGAUCUGGUGGAAGUCGCAGAUAUCCUAGGAAAAGCUACAGAAAGUGUUCCUAAAAAUGAAGUUACCGACAAAAAUCCACAUUUAAAAAGUCUUUACGAGGGAUUAAUAAUGACAGAGGCACAAUUGCAUAAGGUAUUCAAGAAACAUGGUUUAAUAUCAUUAAAUCCAAUUAAUGAAAAAUUUGAUCCAAAUCAACACGAGGCUUUAUUUCAACAGGAGGUGGAAGGUAAAGCUCCAGGAACAAUAGUAGUGGUUUCCAAAGUGGGUUAUAAGCUACACGAACGAAUAGUUCGACCAGCUUUAGUGGGAGUGGCAAAAGGGUAGCUGAAUUAUACCUAUCCCCAUCAGAUCUAUGAAUAUAUUCCUUACAUUAUGUCAUGUCAUAUUUACACCGUUAUUAUAUGUUGUGGAAUAAAAUAUUUGUAUUACACUAGUGACAUUUCCUGGAAUUCAUAUGGGAUGAAAACAAGCUUAAUGUAAUUAAGUACUCUCUAAUGUAAAAAAUAUAAAUUGUGUACAUUGUG
Orussus abietinus is the source of this 1036-nucleotide messenger RNA. It is a transcript of the gene Roe1, whose product is annotated as grpE protein homolog, mitochondrial. Gene Ontology annotation, biological process: protein import into mitochondrial matrix; protein folding. The coding region runs from base 114 to 836 and encodes 240 amino acids. NCBI's taxonomy places the organism in Eukaryota, Metazoa, Arthropoda, Insecta, Hymenoptera, Orussidae. The record is from RefSeq and is a predicted model, not a curated record. Gene Ontology annotation, cellular component: PAM complex, Tim23 associated import motor. The transcript is spliced from 4 exons. Gene Ontology annotation, molecular function: protein-folding chaperone binding; adenyl-nucleotide exchange factor activity; protein homodimerization activity.